AACAUUCGAUAUCUCGAAGAGUGUCUCCGAGGAGGUGUAACAGCCAGUCUCGAUACCGUCAGUCCCACCGCCAUUGUUUCGCCAACCUUUAUCCCUGGGACGUGAAUUAACGUGCGCAGAGUUUAAUUUACCCCAAAUUUUCUCACCUCCGAGGAAAAAAUAAAGCCGUGCACACUCGUUAUUCCGCGAUUUUGUCGGGGUGAAGAGGUGACGUUUCGGUUACAACUCGACAGCCGUGAACGGGAACGAUUGGAGUGGGAAGAAGAGGAAGAACGCCUCCGCCAACGUAGCAUGUCCACAAUGAAUCCCGAAUACGAUUAUCUGUUCAAACUUCUCCUGAUCGGGGACUCUGGUGUUGGAAAAUCGUGUUUACUUCUCCGUUUCGCCGAUGACACGUACACAGAGAGUUACAUAUCCACCAUAGGUGUGGAUUUUAAAAUAAGGACCAUUGAUCUCGAUGGUAAAACAAUAAAACUACAGAUCUGGGAUACAGCUGGCCAGGAGAGAUUCAGAACAAUAACGAGUUCUUACUACAGAGGUGCACACGGUAUUAUUGUUGUGUACGACUGUACGGAUCAGGACUCAUUCAAUAAUGUUAAGCAGUGGCUGGAGGAGAUUGAUCGUUACGCGUGUGACAAUGUCAAUAAGCUGCUGGUCGGCAAUAAGUGUGAUCUUACUCCUAAGAAAGUCGUUGAUUAUACAACUGCUAAGGAAUAUGCAGAUCAAUUGGGCAUUCCCUUCCUGGAGACAUCGGCGAAGAACGCCAUGAACGUGGAGCAGGCGUUCAUGACAAUGGCUGCUGAGAUAAAAGCCAGAGUUGGCCCUCCCUCGGGUGCUGCCGUCGAUCCUGCUAAUAAAGUCAAGAUUAAUCAAGGGCGUGAUGUUGAUGCACCAAAAUCCGGAUGCUGCUGAAACUUCCAACUCGUUUACUCCCAAUUUAAUAACCAAAAUAACAUCGCAAUGCGUCAUUACCCUGGUGCAGGGUUGAGCAAAUCAGCCAACAGGGACACCAGAGCGUUGGUCGAUGUAUUUGGUUGACAACUACGAAGAAACAUAAACCGAAAAAACAAGGCAAAAAAUAAUAAAAAAAAGCGUGUGAAAAGAAUUUUUUUUCCUCCCCCCUGAGGGAGAAAACAAUUUUUACAAGUAUCCUCCCUCCCACUCAUGGACCAUCAACCCGAGUUGUACAAAAUGCCGAAAAAUCGUGAGAGAAAAAAAAAUUACAAUUUGAAACUGACGAAAAACCGAUGAUUGAGAAUGAGAUAAAAUCAAUUGAGAAUGAAUUAGACAUGAAAAUGCGAAGGAACUUGGCAUGAUCUUCGUUGGAUUAGCUGCCUCUCCUACCUUAAUAGCCCAUCUCCUGAAUAAUCGAUCGUGUUGAUAAUGAUAAAGUAAAAAAAAGGGUGCGAGAGUGAUUCGUUUUUCGUAUGAUAAGAUUACAUAUGAAAGCAAGUAAUCUUGUGAUUGGAUGGAGUAAGUCAUGAGAAAAUUCAUGAAAAAAAUUAUUUAAAAAAAUGAAUUGAUUAUUCAAUAAAUUAACGGAUUCUUCGCUUCAUUCCUGGGGUAAUUGCGUGGUGAAGUGAUGAUUAUUGCGAUUAUCUCACGAAUAAUUGAGUUUAGCGGAAAAUGGCAGAAGACCUUUUUCGUGGCGAAUUUGAUUUCCCACAAAAAACAUCUUUUGACAUUUUUCUCUAAAUGCCAUAAUUCUCGAGAUAAUUCCGCCUUCAUCAUUUCACAACUGAUUUUUUAACUCCAUUCAAUCACAAAAUUCAUCACAAAUGAACUAAGUAAAUAAUUAAUUAAUUAAAUAAAUCGUGUAUGAUUGUGGAAGACAGGGAGAGAAGGAAAAAAUUAACUAUUGAAAUGAAACAACUGCAAGCACCAUUAUUUUUAGCCUAAUUGUAAUAUGUAUAGAUAAUUAUUCAAACGUGUGGUGGGUAAUAUCUGUAUUCCCCUCCUCCCCCCAAAUCGUUGCUUAUUAUUUCUCCUUUAUUUGUUGGUUUAACGCUGGGCAACCGCAGCAUAUUCAACUUUCAGUGUCCAAUAAAUGUUUUUUUUAAUUGAACAAAAGAGCAAUUCUUAAUUAAAUCUAUUAAUUAUGAUCACCUAAAGUUAUUACGAUGAUGUGGGCAUGAAGCGAAAAAACCAAUGGCCUGUUUUGCUUUUUUAAUAAAGAGAAAAUGAAUGAGAAAAAUUGUGGAAAUAUGUAGUUACAAGUGUUUUUUUUUCAUUUAUGCAGGGGAGGAUUUUCACCUGUAGUUUGCACUCAAUAUUUAUCAUUGAGGAGAGGUAUUUCAUAAUUUCUUUGUUUUUCAUGUUUCUUUUUUUGAAUAAAUUUGUUUCUUUAUUAGUCAAAAUAAUGAUUGAGUUUGAUUUAAAAAAGAAUAUUGAAAAUUUUAUACAAUUUUGUACGAUUCCUGCACCAACUUCCCCUCGAAUAAUUAAAAAUUAACAUUUUAACGUGAUGAAGGGAAUAAGUUUAAAUGAAAUAACUGAGAAAUUCGGUUGAAAUCAUUUUCACGUCAAUAUAAAAAAUUCAUAAUUGAUAACAGUAAUUUGUCACGGUGAUUUGAGAAACAUGAAGACAUAUAUUGACAAACUUUUUUUCUUGCAUGCAGGGGAGGAUUUUCACCGGUAGUUUGCACUCAAUAUUUCAUAAUUAUCAUUGAGGAGAGGUAUUUAAUAAUUUUUUCGGUUUUCAUGUUUAUUCUUUUGAAUAAAUUUGUUUCUUUAUUAGUCAAAAUAA
Molecule: messenger RNA, 2746 nt
Organism: Diachasma alloeum
Lineage: Eukaryota; Metazoa; Arthropoda; Insecta; Hymenoptera; Braconidae
Gene: Rab1
Product: ras-related protein Rab-1A
Exons: 4
Coding region: 292-912 (206 amino acids)
Molecular function (GO): GTPase activity; GTP binding
Source: RefSeq, a predicted model, not a curated record